AUGAAUUAAGUUCUUUUCACUGUGGUCGGAAGUAUAUUUGUAGAGACGUGGCAGGUAUUGGGACGGGGUGGACGGGUAUGUUUGAGAAGGAGACCCACGGAGGGAGCCCAGGUACUCAGUCUCCUCUGCAAAAGACCCUCUUCCUGGAGGGAUCUGAGCACCCCUGCCUCGUCCCUUUAAUUCCCCAUUUUUCUGGGAAAACAUUUCCAGCCAAAUGGCAAGGAAUUCAUUCCUGUUCCUGAGCAUUGUAGUUUGCUGUCAUCUUUAGAAAAGAAAAUCAAGCACUGAAGAUCACUCACUGCUGGGCACCUUUCUGCAGCUUACUUCCUCUAGGAGCAAGGGCGUGAGAAUAGGAGGUUGGAGAGAGGCAGGGAGGAGAGAAAGCAGCUCAUGAGGAACCAGUCUGGCUUAGUAUCCAAUUCAGGUUAAAACCUGAUCAACUGUUUUUGUUUUUGUUUUUUUACUGCGCUGCUGCAAUCAGAAAUGAAACCUCUGUCUUUCAUAAGAGAGAGUAGGGGCAGAGGACUACGCUGGGUGCUACCUAUCUAUGAACAUACACAGGUUGACUAUGGCUGUCUCUAGAAUUUUAGCUCAAGGGCAGUUCAGCGGAGAAGAACUAAAUUAUCCCAAAUACACAGAAUUAAAAAGAAACUAAAAAGCUUGAAGAUGGCACACUCUUACCAAACAGAGAGGGUGGCAGACAGAAGAGGGAUCAUUUGAUGUGUUGGAAAAAGCAGCAACCCAGUCUUAGUACCAGCACCUCAUUUUGUGAUAACAUUCUACUACUAAACCUGGAAAUCCAGAGUCUUGUUAGAUAAUGGCUUCUCUUAGAUUGCUUGUCUGUAAAAUGGGAAUCUAGUUCAGACAUUGUGAUGAAUAAAGCAUAUUCGUUACGGUAUGUUGACCUUCUAGCAUGACCUGUGACAUAGCAACUGCUCGCUAACUGUGGCUGGUGAUUACCACCGUUAACAGUCACAGAACCAGCAGUAUCAAAUAGGAGCAGCUCUGCUGGUAUUUGGAGCUGAUUAUCUUGACCUGUGAAACUAAUUUCCUGGGUAAUUCAGCUUUGAAAAAAGCAAACAAACGGACAAAACACCAUCAGAGGCUUUGGGGAGAAAUGAGCUGCCCCUGAGUGACUGACGCAAAGCACUUCUCGUCACGGGCAACAGAACUGCGAGGCUAAAAACACAGUGGCCAGAACGUUCUAGGUGAAUGAACUCACAGCACUUGGGGCAGAAACAGGAGGUCUAGAGGGAAAUUUUAGGUGAAACAAUCAUCUGGCGUGGAGGUCACAGGCCCAUGGUGACUAACACGGGGACCCUGAGGCUGUGCUUGCUUCUCCUUCAUUCCUUUUCUUCUCCCUCUUCCUUUUUUUUUUUUUUUUUUUAAGGUUUGGGAACCAUGUUGUAUUUAAGGGUUCUGAGACAGGGCAGCAUGGGGCUGGGAGAUCUGGGUGCAUCUUUCCUAGGCCUGCAAGCCCCUGGCUUUGGCAUGAGAUGGCCCUGGUCUGAACUGUGGUUCUGCCAUUCCUCGGCUAUGCCCAGCUGAGUGUUGUCACCUCUUGGCCUCCAUCUCUCAGUCUGUAAAACGGGGCAAUAUUAGUCUCCAUGUUGAAUACUCAGCGCACGGUGGCUGUGAUUAUCAUAAAUCAACACUUAAAUGAGGACAUGUCACUCUUCACUUUGAUUCUGGUUUCAGAAUCGAGAUGAACAUCAAGGUUGGGAACGUUUCUUAUACGGGAGCCAUCAUUUCCUGGUCGUCCUCGGAGCCCUGCCUGGAGGACUAUUACCAUAUUAUGUAUAGGCCCAAUUGGAACAGCAUCUUCUCUGGCUAUCUUCGCUACAGCUUCCAUCACGAGGAGAAGGUGCCUCGAACAAUCAGCUCCGUGGUGCUGGAACACCUCACCCCUUCCACCCUCUACUUCCUGUGCAUCAGCUGCAAGAAGAUUCUCUUCCCCUACAGGCACUACUGCACCAUGUUCCACACCCUGGAUAAGACUCCACUGGCCGCUGGAAGCUCCCUGGUGGACCCCCAGAUCUCGCUCUGGGUGCUGAUGGCCAUUCUGCUGGCUUGUUUCACGGCAGUCUUAGCCUUCAUCUGCCUCCAGUUCUGGUGCAUCCGGUGCCACGAACCUCGAUGGUCUUACAGAGCCGGCCACAUGGAGGAAGCCAAUGGGCUGGUGAGAUGGCCAGAGGAGGCCCCGGGGCUAGGUCAGGGGGACGAAGGCCUGCAGGGGCUCCCCCUGGUGGAGCUGCCACACAAAAACUCUGGAGAAGAUGCGGAACCAGAAGCUGAAGCUGCAGCAGUGGAAGUUGGCCAGCAUGCCCCCGAUGCGGGUGCCUUGCAGAGGGAGGGAGGUGGUCAGGCUGCAUUGCCUUGUUUUGGGUAGUGAGAGGCAGGGAGGAGGCAGCCCACAUUAUGUAGCUUAAAGGCCUCCAUGCAAUAGGUCUCCUGUAAAAAUGCAUCUGUAGACUACCCACUCAUCUUCCCUCAAGUGACUGAGCUCUUGUGAACUACUUAGUUGGAUGAGUGCCCUUUGACAAAGCCUUUCAAGCUGGAAAACACAUACCCCCAUGGUGGGCAAGGGGAGGAAGAUGCUAUCUCUUAGGAGGGUCGAUCUAGAGCAGCAGGGCUCAGUUAGAAAAUAAGGCAUUAUUUUAAAAUUAAAACCACCAUUAGUAUAUGAUGGGUUAGAAAUGGAAACUGACAUGACUGAAAUAAAACACACUUCAAGGAAACUGUUGGGUUAAUUGAAGAUAGACUCUUUAGUUACACUUUCAGUCAGCUGAGGCAAAUGUCCAGGCUCCUUCGCUAUUACAGGGAUGGGGGGAUUAUUUUGGAAAGAUGUGAGAAACGUUGCUCUAGAGUAUUUUGCACACCAAAAUACUCUAAUUCAGCAAAUCGUACAGCACUUGUACCCCAUCUUCACUUUUUUUUAACCCACAGACUAUCUGUAUUAUUAUUAACAAUGCAUUUUCUUUAUACUGAGUCAUUUAAAAAACUUAUUUUAAAAGAAAGCCCAUGUUAUUCCCCAAAUGAAAAACCAGCACCCUUCUGCUAUAAUAAAUAGAAGAAAAGAGACAUAAUAAGCAGAAUGAAAACAAAAUCAUAUUAAAUUUGACUUGAAUACUAUUACCAUCUAAGGACUCUAAGCUUAGGGCCUGCUCUCUUUGAUAAAAAGGGAGAUUAGCAAUUGUUGGAGAGCUAUUAAAGACAUUUUGACACCAACUCAAGACUUUCUCCUUGAUAUCAUCAUCAAGGUUUAAAAGAGAAUAGAAAAGGGAGUCCCUUUGUGAGCCACUGUUGAUUCAUGCCAUGCCUGUGAACUGUCCACAAGGCUGUCUGGAAGGGUGCCUUGAGAGAGCAGCCUUGACCAGACUGGCUGCUCUGGAGGAGAUACCUGCUCUCUCUCAGCAUCAGCCUAAGACCUUCUAAGCCCCACCUUCCCACCUUCAGGCCUGAGUGAUGGGCAAUCAUCUUGGUUCCUUACCUUCCCAAACUAGGGCUCCCAUACCUAGAGGAGCGCCUUGUCUAACUAGGUUACACUUAUCCAGUCACUUGUUCUAAGUCCAUCUGUGCUUAUGUUGUGAAAAAUGGGGUCAGAGGUGGCCAUUUUUCAUCUGUCACAAAAAAGAACCUAGGCUUUUUAGCUGUUUCUACACUCUUUACAUGGUGUUCUCCCACACAAACCUGCAGGCUAAGAGAAAAUCUCCUAUAUACGUCAAGGUGUUGGUGAAUCUGUGUGAAGGGUGAUCCCCUGUGCUCACCCCCCAGGGUGGAAACAGAACUGGAGGAAGGUGGAGAUGCGUCUGCUUCGAUCUCUGCUAAAUCUCCAGCAUGGAGACCCUGCCCAGCAUGUUCUAGGGCUUGAGGAAUUUCUGUUUAAUGAUUGGCAAAGGACUUAAGGUCCAGAACAGACACCGCCUGGAAGGCUUCAUUAGUGUCGGGAUCAGCAUUGUGAACCAAGCAGCAAAGAGACAGGACGAGACCUCUCAGAGGUAGUUUUGGCCAUCUGGGAUUUCCUUCAAAGUUCCACCUUCCCAACUGCUUCCUGGCUGCAAAUCCCUCAUAGUUAUGGAGCACAAAAUCCCAGAAUUGCAGGACGAUAUGACAAUGAAUCAACCGAGAACAGGAGGAGAUGUGAUGCCAAGACAAGGAGACCCUCUCACCUGUUUCCCCAUUCCCACCCAGAACCCAGCCCCGCCAGGUCUGCGCUCACCCCCAGUCUUGCUAGUUGUGAACAAAUAAAGAUGGAUAUAUUCAUAGUUGUUUCUGCCUGGACCUCACUGCUGCCUCUUUAUCUCCACGCUUCUUGCCUUUCUGCUUCGGACAACACUUUUCUAUUUGCUUUUGCUCACUAGUCCUCUCAGAAGU
This is a messenger RNA of Capra hircus (goat), 4374 nucleotides long. RefSeq names its product fibronectin type III domain containing 9 (gene FNDC9). The record is from RefSeq and is a predicted model, not a curated record. NCBI's taxonomy places the organism in Eukaryota, Metazoa, Chordata, Mammalia, Artiodactyla, Bovidae. The coding region runs from base 1706 to 2389 and encodes 227 amino acids. Gene Ontology annotation, molecular function: protein binding. The transcript has a single exon.